Messenger RNA from Styela clava, 609 nucleotides. The record is from RefSeq and is a predicted model, not a curated record. Lineage: Eukaryota; Metazoa; Chordata; Ascidiacea; Stolidobranchia; Styelidae.
AUGAAGAUUAUUUUCGGCGUGGUUGUUAUUUUGUUUUCUAUGUCAGUUGAUAGAACAGGUGGAAUCUGCGUCCACAAGUGGAAAAACGGUCGUUUCGUGUCCGAAGGUUUUUGUGAAAAUCCUGAUGAAGAAGAAAUAAUUACUGAUCUUAAGCUAAGAGCUGCAUCUGCUAAGAGGAGAGAUAAAGGUUCGUAUUGUGAUAAAUUAUUUCAAAGAGAUGCAAAAAUAUGGAAUGGAACUGGCGGGGUUUUCAAGGGUGAUGACAUCAUUGUGAACAAAGAUGUUUAUUGUGACCAAACAACUGAUGGAGGGGGAUGGCUGGUGUUUCAACGUCGAAUGAAUGGCUUAAUCAAUUUUUAUCGUGAUUGGAGUGAUUACGUAAAUGGCUUCGGGGAGACGCCGAGUGAGCAUUGGCUUGGUCUUGAAAUUUUGCAUCAAUUAACUUCUUCCAACAGCUACGAAAUGUUGAUUGACAUGGAGGAUUGGGAAGGAAAUAAACGCUACGCAAGAUACUCAAACUUUCGGGUGGGUAACGCAGCAUCCCAUUACACCCUCUACGUAGGUGGAUACUCAGGAAAUGCUGGUGAUUCAUUUUCCCAACACCAAGUU